AUGGCAUCGCAGCUCCCUCCAGAUAUCGUCGAGAGCCUGCAGCAGUUGCUACAGGGCCUCAGCUCGGCCGACAAUGCCAUUCGUCACCGCGCGGAGGAGUCUCUGACUAACGACUGGGUCGCUACAAAACCGGAAAUGCUGCUUUCGGGCCUGGCGGAACAGGUCCUGGGGGGUGGUGACGCGAAUGCUCGCUCGUUUUCGGCCGUUCUUUUCCGACGAUUGGCGCUCAAGACUCAGACUAAGAAGGAUGAGCCGCAGGAACUCUACAUUGGUUGCUUGCCCGCAGUAAGGACCUACAUUCGCGAUAUCCUCCUGCGCGGCUUCGCCUCAGAAACCGACGACCAUGUACGGAAGAAGAUUGGUGAUUCUAUUGCGGAAGUUGCCAGGCAACUUUCGGAUGCUGAAGAGCCAUGGCCCGAAUUGUUGCAAGCACUGUUUUCGGCAAGCAAGUCGCCACACGCGAGCUUCCGAGAGGGCGCUUUCAGGAUAUUUACCACCACGCCGGGUAUCAUCGAGAAGCAGCAUGGCGAUACCGUCAAAGGUGUCUUCAAUGACGGCUUCGCGGAUCCCGAGCAGAAGGUCCGCAUUGCAGCAAUGGAGGCUUUCUCGGCAUUCUUCCGAUCGAUUAAGAAGCCUGCGCAGAAGGCAUACCACGGAUUGUUGCAGAAUAUCCUGGUGAUACUGGUUCCUCUGAAGGAGCAACAAGACUCGGACUGCCUCGCCCAGGCCUUGGUAGCUUUGAUGGAACUUGCAGAGGUUGCGCCUGUCAUGUUCAAAUCAGUCUUCAGCGAGGUCGUCAAGUUCGGCAUUGCUGUCGUCCAAGACAAGGAUCUCACCGACAUGACGAGGCAGAACGCAUUGGAGUUCCUUGCGACCUUUGCCGAUACCGCACCGAAUAUGUGCAGGAAGGAUCCUAACUAUACCUCGGAAAUGGUUACUCAAUGUCUUAGCUUGAUGACCGACAUUGGAGCCGACGACGAUGAUGCGUCUGAAUGGAAUGAAACAGACGAUCUUGACGUUGACGAGAGCGACCUCAAUCAUGUUGCUGGAGAACAAUGUAUGGACCGUCUGGCCAAUAGACUUGGUGGUUCCGCUGUUCUUGCACCGACAUUCCAGUGGCUUCCUCGGAUGAUGACUUCCUCGGCAUGGCGUGAUCGACAUGCGGCUUUGAUGGCCAUUUCUGCUAUUUCAGAGGGCUGCCGUGAGAUGAUGGAGGGCGAGCUUGACAAAAUCUUGGAUCUGGUCGUUCCGGCAUUGAGAGACCCUCAUCCCCGAGUUCGAUGGGCAGGAUGCAAUGCGUUGGGCCAAAUGAGUACGGAUUUUGCUGGAAUUAUGCAGGAGAAGUACCACCAGGUUGUUAUGUCGAGUAUUAUUCCGGUGCUGGAAUCCCCAGAGCCAAGGGUACAAUCGCAUGCCGCCGCGGCACUGGUCAACUUUUGCGAGGAAGCCGAGAAGGAGGUUCUGGAGCCCUACUUAGACGAGCUGCUUAAGAGGCUGCUGGCUCUGUUGACGAAUGAUACCAAGCGAUAUGUCCAGGAACAAGCCUUGUCGACUAUUGCUACCAUUGCGGACUCGGCGGAACAGGCGUUCGGCCGCUAUUAUGAUCAUCUCAUGCCACUGUUGUUUGGCGUUCUGAACCAGCCGCAGAAUGCCCAAGUGAAGGAGAACCGAUUGCUGUGUGCUAAGGCUAUGGAGUGUGCCACUUUGAUUGCUUUAGCCGUCGGCCGGGAGAGGUUAGGAGCGGAUGCGGUUCAGUUGGUGCAAGUGCUCGGACGAAUUCAGCAAUCGGUGUCGGACCCGGAUGACCCUCAAGGAUCCUACCUGCUUCACUGCUGGGGUAGAAUGUGCCGAGUCAUGGGCAACGACUUCUUGCCAUAUCUGCCUGCUGUUAUGCCCCCACUGCUCGAGCUCGCUAGUGCGAAGGCUGAUGUGCAACUUCUUGAUGACGAAGAGCAACUGGCUACUAUAGAACAAGAAGAAGGUUGGGAGUUGCUUCCCGUUCGAGGAAAGUACAUUGGCAUCAAGACUUCUGCUUUGGACGACAAGUAUAUGGCGAUCGAGCUUCUCGUCAUCUAUGCCCAACAACUGGAAGCCGCCUUCGAACCUUAUGUUCACACCGUUCUUAAGGAGAUCGCUAUUCCAGGCCUUCGCUUCUUCUUUAAUGAUGCAGUACGCGUUGCCUCGGCGAAGCUGGUUCCUCAACUUUUGAACAGCAUGAAGAAAGCACAUGGACCUCAGUCUCCACAGCUGGCCGAGAUUUGGCAGCCAACAGUCGGAAAGAUCCUGGAAGACCUCGCCCAAGAACCGGCAGUUGAUACCCUUGCGGAGAUGUACCAAUGUUUCUACGAGUCCGUUGAAGUCGUUGGUCAGAACUGCUUGUCUCAGGAGACGAUGGCUGCGUUCAUUUCUGUGGUCGAGAGCUCGCUUCAGGAAUACCAGCAGCGUCACGAGCAGCGAGUAGUGGAGCUCUUGAAGCCAGAGGAGGAGCGUGAGGACACCGACGAGAUGCUUUAUGCCAUCGAGGAUGACCAGACCCUUUUGGCGGAUAUGAACAAAGCCUUCCACACAAUCUUCAAGAACCAGGGAACAUCUUUCCUCCCUCAAUGGGAGCGCUUAAUUCCGUUCUACGAUCGGUUUAUCAACAGCUCGGAUGCCACACAGCGUCAAUGGGCACUCUGCAUCAUUGACGAUGUGCUGGAGUUCUGCGGGCCGGAGGCGUGGAAAUACCAGGCUCACUUUACGGGACCUCUCGUGCAAGGCCUGUCCGACAAGAUUCCGGCGAACCGACAAGCGGCCGCGUAUGGUGUGGGUGUUGCUGCUAAGAACGGUGGCCCCGCUUUCUCGGAGUUUGUCGCGCACACCAUCCGGCAAUUGUUCGAAGCCACCCAGGGGCCCAAGGCACGCCGGGAUGACCACGUUUUCGCCACCGAGAACGCCUGUGCUUCGAUCGCAAAGAUCCUGCACUACAACAGCAGCAAGGUGCAGGACGUCCAGGCGGUUGUCAACCACUGGAUCGGGACGCUGCCCGUCGUCAAUGACGACGAGGCAGCCCCGUUCGCCUACGCAUUCUUGGCCGAGCUCAUUGAGCAGAAAAACCCUGCUGUCCUGAACGCCGCCCCCCAGGUCUUCGACUACGUUGUGCAGGCGGUGGAUGCGGAGACCAUCCAGGGCAACGUUGCCGAGAGAGUGAUCAACGCGACCAAAGCGUUGAUCGCGAUGACCGGAGCAGACGUCCGCGAGCUAGCAGCUCGCCUGCCCGCCGAGAUGGUCCCCACCGUGCAGCGUCACUUCGUGUAG
Tricharina praecox is the source of this 3297-nucleotide messenger RNA. Its product is annotated as armadillo-type protein. Lineage: Eukaryota; Fungi; Ascomycota; Pezizomycetes; Pezizales; Pyronemataceae. Gene Ontology annotation, biological process: protein import into nucleus. The transcript is spliced from 7 exons. Gene Ontology annotation, molecular function: nuclear import signal receptor activity. Bases 1 to 3297 code for a protein of 1098 amino acids. Gene Ontology annotation, cellular component: cytoplasm; nucleus. The record is from RefSeq and is a predicted model, not a curated record.